Molecule: messenger RNA, 2928 nt
Organism: Trichobilharzia regenti
Lineage: Eukaryota; Metazoa; Platyhelminthes; Trematoda; Strigeidida; Schistosomatidae
Source: the annotation of a GenBank genome assembly
UCGGCGGUACGUUCGAAAUUGGUGACAUUUUUGCACGUGUUUGCUCUGAAAUUUAUUUACUGCUUAUUGUCAUAUAAUUCUUGAAAUUAUGGUCCAAAUCUCUAAAAAACGUGUUCGUAGAAACACAAUUGUUUUAGAUAGUGGCUUAAAUUCGGUUAUAACUGCAUUACCGCCUCGUAAUACAGUAUCAACUACUAGCUCUCAAAAUGGUUUGAGUGCAGAUCUCACUCCUGUGAUACAGGUGAAAGAUGUUCUGUUAGAGAACUCUGAGUUCUGUAAACUAAACCUCCUUUUGAAAGAUAUGCAGAGGCAAGUAAGUGAAAUUCAGAAAAAAUUAGAUCAGUUUGAUAGUAUGUCACUGCCAAUCUCAAAUACCACGGAGAGCCGUUCUGAUAUUGGCCAGGUUAAGUCUUUACUGGAUGUAACUCAAAAUAAGCUUUUGAAUUUAGACCCAAUAGCCUGUCUUUUAGAAAGGCAUCCUAAAAUAUCUCCAGACAACCUAAAUAAAGCUGAAAAUCUGAUUGACUGCUUGGCUACGGAGGUGAUGAAGCGUAUAACCUCUUCUCACCAAGCUAUAGUUUACAACGUCCCAGACUCUCUGCCCCUGAAAACUGUAAGACACAAAAUCCUGAUUUGUUGCGGCAUGGCUAGUGUUCCAUGUGAAUGCAAACGACUUCGUAAAAAGUCUAACCAGGCUAAUUGCCCAAUCAUUUUUAAAUUCAGUAAUUCCCUUGAUGCUAGUAAGUUUACUAAAUGUCAGGAUCACUUAAGACUGAAUAGCAGUUAUAAGUCUAUAACCGUAGCUCAGGAUAAAACACCGUGUCAGCGCAGAAUAAUGCGUAGUAAUAACCUGGUCACCUCCUCUAGCUCUAGCUUUGAUUUACCAAAUAAGGAUCGUGCACAGCAACAGACACCUAGUGCUGAAACUAGCAUUCAGCAAACUACACAACAACCACACCUGCCAAUGGAACUAGGAACUGAUUUAGAUACCAGUACCCCUGUAAACAAAGCCUCAUCGAAAGAUGUUAAAAUGACUAGAACUUCUGCAAGUUGUUCUAAGAAAUUUCCCCCCAAACGUAGUAACCUCACCACGAUGAACAAAUUUCGCAGGGUUGAGACUAAUGAUGGGGAAGAAUACUUUGUAUUCAAUAAGCCUGCUGAGAGUAAGAAUGCCAACAAACCAUCACUUGUUACGAAAAACUCCUCUCGAAACAUAAGUACAUCUGGAGGUGUUCCGCAUGCUCCACCUUAUAGAAAGUCAGGCUCCAAGACUCCUAAAGUCUUGCAGCCAAAGCACCUUCCUUCACAAUUCCCUUUAAGUUAUAAAAACAACCCGAAGGUGUAUACCGGUAUGACGAAUAGCAGUUGGAUGGGUAGACCUUCUGAUGCUAUGCCUUUUAACCGUCAACCUAGGCCCAACCUGUACUACCCUUAUAUCCAGGAACACAUGGUAAAUUUUCCAGGUGUCCUGAAUCACUGGUACGACCCAUGGCACCUAGGACCACCUCAUUGCACACCAACUCCGAUGUGCAGACACCCAGUCCGACCUCCUUUUCAUUCAUAAAUUCUUGCGGUGCUGACGCACAAAUAGAUUUAGGUUAUGGUGACAUUUUAAGCCAGUUUGUAGUAUCCCGUGACUUAUUCACGAUAUUGCUAAUUAAUGCACGUUCCUUAAUCAAUAAGAUAUCUGAACUAAGGACAUUAUUAUUAGUCGCCAAGCCUACUGUAGCUCUGAUUACUGAGUCAUGGUGCUCAUCCUCUGUACUUGAUGUGCAUAUAGGUAUCGAUGAUUACACUGUACACCGUGCAAACAGAGAUUGCAAGCGUGGUGGAGGAUGUCUCAUAUAUAUACAUAACUCAUUUGUAGUCAGUAAGGUGGAAGAUGAAACAAUGAAUAAUGUACCUGACUCACUCUGGGUUGUCUUACAUGGAGAUAAGUACAAACUUCUCAUAGGCUGUGUUUAUCGAGCACCAAGCUCAACAAAAGAAACUGAUGCGUUAUUAGCUAAAUCGUUUGCACACGCAUCCUCGUUUAGUGCUAAUUACAAAAUAAUUGCAGGGGACUUCAAUCUUCCAGAAGUCAAUUGGCUAACUAGUUCCGGCCCCCAACGCUUCGACGAAUUACUUGCCACUAUAGACUGUUAUGGAUGGCAACAACACGUCCAGACACCUACUCGUGGUGACAACAUUUGGACCUUGUUUUUUGUCAUGACACAAUCCCAGUAUCCACUAUGUUGGUAAUAGAUUUUCCAGUAGUGACCAUAGAAUGGUACUCUGCUCUCUGCCUUUCUCACCACUAAAUACAGGAAACAAACAAGACUCAGGAAGCACAAUAUGUCGUAGUUACAAAUAUACAGACUGGGGAUUAGUCCAAGAACUUAUUCGACUCUGUCAAUGGGAUGACUAUUUUACCACUGACUCCCUGGAGGCCUUAGUAACCCUGUUUUACAGGAAUGUUACCCUUUGUCUAGAUACAGUUGCCCCAAAAAAAAUAGUGAAAUUAAGUAGACACCGAACUGAAUAUAUUCCAAGGGCACACCGUAAUAAGUUAAGGAAACUGAAGAAACAGUACUAUUCCACUAAGGACAUAUCACUAUUGCUCUCAAUCCACGAGUCUCUUGAAUCUAUCAAGCGCCUACGCUCUCAAAAGGACCUCGACGAAGAGUUAACGGCACUUGAAAGUACCUCCAAAGUUUAUAACUUAACGGCACUUCUUAAAAAACGAAUGCAGUCGGCGAGGGAAAUCCCAUACUUACUUCACGACAAAGUAAUCUACAAUGAACCUGCCACUAUCUGUGAACUUUCAGUGAUUGGUUUGCAAACUUUAGUUUAGAAACACAUAUGCCUGGUGAAACCGCUCCCCUUACUAUCUCUUCCCUUGAAAGCAUUGUGUUCACUAAUCAGUUAAUAGUACAAGCAAUUAAAAGC